Messenger RNA from Rosa chinensis, 1016 nucleotides. RefSeq lists its product as uncharacterized. The record is from RefSeq and is a predicted model, not a curated record. Bases 73 to 864 code for a protein of 263 amino acids. NCBI's taxonomy places the organism in Eukaryota, Viridiplantae, Streptophyta, Magnoliopsida, Rosales, Rosaceae. The transcript has 6 exons.
CAGCUGAUCUCAUUCAUUGCAUAUGUAAUAAUCCAUCUGUCUCUCUCACAAAUUGUCUACAUUCUGAAAUCCAUGGCCUCACUAACCCAACAUUCAAUAGGAGCUUAUUGCCUCAGAUCAAAGAAAAGCUCCAUCAACAUCAACACAACUACUGCUACCGCAACACUCGAUGCGAAAAGUCAUAAGGCCAGUACUACUACUUUUCAGUUACCAUUGACCAUCGAAAAGAUGGCUUCGAUUACGAUUUCAAAUGUUAAUGGAAAAAAACGCAAAGAUGAACAAUGGAGAGUGUUCGGAAGUGAUGAUGAUGGAUCGUGUGGGAUAGCGCCUAUCCCAGCACCUCCUUCUGUGGCGGAGUUGGCUAAAGAUUUCUACAAUGCCAUCAAUUCCAAGGACAUAAGCAAAUUGGAUCCACUUCUAGCAGAUAACUGCCAGUAUCAGGAUCUUGUGUUUUACGUUCCCUUUGAAGGAAAAAAACAGGGUGUUAUCCCCUUCUUUGCCAAGAUGAUGGAGGCAAUGGGACCCAAUAUUGUUUUCGUCAUUGAUAAUGUCACGGAAGGCGCAAAAUUGACUGCCAGUGUAAUUUGGCAUCUAGAGUGGAAACAUAAAGUUAUACCCUUCGCCACGGGCUGCACAUUCUUCGAAUACGAAGAAUAUAAUGAUGGACGUCUCUUGCUUAGGAAAGCAACCGGCAUGGCAGAAAUCCCAUUCAAACCUGGUGAUUUCGUAUUGAAAGUUUUAAAGUCAGCCAGUACCUUCUUCGAUCUCUACCCAAUGGCAGCAGAUGCUUUAUUGAAAUCUCAUGAGGAUGAACCACACGAAGGAUUAUCUUCGUUACUAGAUAAGCUUUUCGGCAAGCGCUGAACUGAAGUACAUGCAACUAAAAAGUGAAAUUCAAAGAGUACUGGCAAACUUGUAGUCAGAGAUAUGGGCCAAAACAUCUUUAUAUGGUUCUAUUAUAUAAUUCUAUUUAUGUUACCAUUUGAAUAAGGGUGUGGCUAUUGUCACCCUACUAA